AGUGAUGCCGGGCAUGGUACUGUUUCGGCGACGCUGGUCAGUCGGCAGUGAUGACCUGGUGUUACCCGCUUUCUUCCUGUUCAUACUACACUGCAUAUGGCUCGUGGUUCUGUCUGUGGUUCUCUUUGGGCUGCCGUACAGUUCAGGGCAAUCAUGCUCGGUCACGCUGGUGGAUCACGGUCGCGGUUACCUGGGCAUCCUGGUCAGCUGUCUGAUCUGUGAGAGUGCCAUCAUGUGGCUGAGCAUGAGAGGCAGCAUCCUGUAUACACAACCUAGAGAGGCAGUGCAGUACGUGCUCUAUAUACGGCUGGCCAUCCUGCUAGUGGAGCUGGUGUAUGCGGUGGUGGGCAUCGCCUGGUUGGUGCAGUACUACCAGCCCUGCUCCGACAUCACUGCCAAGAACCUCGCCCUGGGAAUUGUGGCGUGCAAUUGGUUGGUCAUCUUCAGUUUGUGUUUCACCAUGAUGUGUACCUUUGACCCCACCGGACGGACCUUUGUGAAGCUGAAAGCAACUCGCCGCCGUCAGCGUAACCUCACAACAUACACUCUCAGACACAGGCUAGAAGAAGGUCAAGCCAGCAGCUGGAGCAGGAGACUCAAGUUCUUCAUGUGCUGCACUCGAACAAAAGAUACACAAUCCGACGCUUACUCUGAGGUGGCCAGCUUGUUCGCCGAGUUUUUCCGGGAUCUGGAUAUCGUGCCGAGUGACAUCAUCGCUGGCUUGGUCCUGCUCCGACAGAGACAGCGGGCCAAGAGGGCAGCCAUCUUGGAUCAGGCAAACAAUGACGUUUUAGCCUUUCUGUCCGGGAUACCUGUAACUCGCAACACUAAAUACUUGGACCUCAAGAACUCGUCUGAGAUGGCCAUGUAUAAGGAGGUGUGUUACUACAUGCUGUUUGCCAUGGCGGCGUAUGGCUGGCCUGUAUAUCUUUUAAGAAAACCAGCGUGUGGACUCUGCAAACUUGUCAGCACUUGCUCCUGUAACUCUUCAGUUUCAGGUUCUCGUCUCUCUCAGUCCAUCACCGUUGAGGAGGAUAACUGCUGUGGCUGUAACGUUCUUGCCAUCCGACGUCAAUUUCUGGACCGAGACCUUAAAGAGGUCCAGAUUGUCUACACAUCCUGCCAUGAUGCGGUUUAUGAGACGCCCUUCUUUGUAGCAGUCGAUCAUGCAAAGAAAAAAGUCGUGAUCAGCAUCAGAGGGACUUUGUCCCCUAAGGACGCUUUAACGGAUCUUACGGGUGAUUCUGAGCGUUUGCCUGUAGAAGAGCAGCACGGCACAUGGCUCGGACACAAGGGAAUGGUUUAUUCGGCUGAAUACAUAAAGAAGAAACUAGAGCAAGAAAUGAUUCUCUCUCAAGCCUUUGGGAGAGAUCUGGGUAAAGGGACGAUGCACUACGGGCUGGUGAUUGUGGGCCACUCUCUUGGUGCGGGUACGGCUGCCAUCCUGUCCUUCCUCCUCCGGCCGCAGUAUCCUUCACUGCACUGCUAUUCCUACUCCCCUCCCGGCGGCCUGCUCAGUGAGGAUGCAAUGGAGUACUCGAAAGAGUUCGUCACCUCAGUCGUGUUGGGAAAAGAUCUGGUCCCCAGGAUUGGCCUCUCUCAGCUUGAGGGCUUCCGUCGCCACUUACUUGAAGUCCUACAGAAGAGUGAUAAACCAAAGUGGCGGAUUAUUGCUGGGGGUACAAAGUGCAUCCCUAAAUCAGAGCUACCCCUGGAUGAGGAAGCCCCUGUAUCUCAGGGCGUGACCCCCUCUAACUCCCGCCUGUGGCUGCACCCCAGUGACCUGAGCAUCGCCCUGUCAGCCUCCACGCCGCUCUAUCCACCGGGACGGGUCAUUCAUGUGGUGCACAACCACCCGCCUGAGAUCUGUUGUGGUCAGGAAGAGCCCACUUACUCCGCUCUGUGGGGGGAUAACAAGGCCUUUGAUGAGGUCAUCAUUUCUCCAGCCAUGCUGAAUGAACACAUGCCCCAUGUGGUGAUGGAUGGCGUCAACAAGGUUUUGGAAAACUAUAAUAAAGGGAAGACAGCUUUACUGUCUGCUGCUAAAAUAAUGGUUAGUCCUACAGAAGUGGACCUGAAUCCAGAAACGGUUUUCCUCGAUGCGUCUAGUUCACCGCAGCCCACGCCUGCCACACAUCACCGCAGAAACAGUAGUGUCCGUUCCUGUGCCCGCUCUGAGAUCUCGCUGGAUGGCUUCUCGGAGUGUCCGCCUCCUCCUGUCCCCGUGGUGCUCACCGGCGCUCGUGAGCGAUUGGCCGUGGAGCUGCGGGAGCGAAAAGCCCCCUUGGCCAUCAUGGAAAGUCUUUCUGACGCCGAAUCCGUCUACAGCUUGGACUCCCGACGAUCAUCUGCUGCCCUGAGAGGCUCGCCCUGUCUGGGGAGUCUACCUUUCCCUUUGGAUGCCCCCAUCCCAGAAGAGAAUCCGUCGCUGAGCUCUCGCACAGAGCUGCUGGCCGCAGACGGCUUGGACCUUGAAUUGGGGGAGGCUGGCCCAUACUGCCCUACUCCUCCAGAACUGGAAGUACCUUCCAAUGAUGCAAGACAUCUCAACACCCACAUCAGCGGGCACCUCUCUCCACUCUCCCUUGGACAAACUAUCGUAAAUCAGCCAGCCAGCCCGGGCAAGAAGUCCCGGUGGUCUUCAGGAACACCU
Messenger RNA from Carassius auratus (goldfish), 2653 nucleotides. RefSeq names its product sn1-specific diacylglycerol lipase alpha-like. The transcript is spliced from 19 exons. The record is from RefSeq and is a predicted model, not a curated record. The annotation marks the transcript as partial. NCBI's taxonomy places the organism in Eukaryota, Metazoa, Chordata, Actinopteri, Cypriniformes, Cyprinidae. Gene Ontology annotation, cellular component: postsynaptic membrane; cytoplasm; dendrite membrane. Gene Ontology annotation, biological process: retrograde trans-synaptic signaling by endocannabinoid; arachidonate metabolic process; diacylglycerol catabolic process. Gene Ontology annotation, molecular function: lipoprotein lipase activity.